Cryphonectria parasitica EP155 is the source of this 516-nucleotide messenger RNA. RefSeq lists its product as uncharacterized. Lineage: Eukaryota; Fungi; Ascomycota; Sordariomycetes; Diaporthales; Cryphonectriaceae. The record is from RefSeq and is a predicted model, not a curated record. The annotation marks the transcript as partial. The transcript has a single exon.
UGGUCUGAUCCGCUGGGCGGCCCAGCACGCGGCAACAACGACGAGCACCUCCUCAUGUUUCGUCGGGCGGUGGGCAUCAACAGCGAGGCCUCCUCGGCGGAGGACCACAGCACCCUCGAGCAGGGCCGGGCAAGGACAGCCACGGGCAUCUACCGCACCGUCGUCCGGGAGCAGCGGCGGAGACAGCUCCUGCACCAUACCGUCAGCGGGCUGGUCUGGGGCUGCCACGGUAUGCAGAUCGUGGUGGGCGCCACGCUGACGUGCCUUGGGCUGCGGGAGGACGACUUCUACAAGACGGUCACCGUGCUGGGAGCGGUGAACACGGCCAUUGCUGGUGUGUUGACGCUCAUCAAGGGCAAGGCGUUGCCGGAAAAUCUGGGCAAGAGUGAGGCCGACUUCCGCCAGCUCAAGGCGUGGAUCGAGGAGACGGAGUCCUUGCUGGCUCUGGGGGUGAUUGGGCGGGAUAGGAAGGAGGUUGGGCUGUUGAUCGAGACAGCCUUCAGGCGGUACAACGCU